AUGCCUCACUUCAAUCUAAUCGUUCGCCGCUAUGCACCCAAAGAGGACCUGGACGAACGAAAGACACCAUGGAGGUCAAUCUACGUAUGUAGCUUCAUGCUUUGCCUAACUGGGGUCCAAAUGGGCAUCUACUUCAUGUCUACAUGGCAAUACCUGAAUGAGGUACAGCUUCAUCAACAUUCAGAACUGUAUCAAUUACAGCACAAUGGUGCUACUACAACCUAUAAUUCAAAAGUUUUUUUUUUUUUUGGAAAUCUACUUUACGCUCUCCUCCCGAUCAUUCCAUCAAACAGCAAGUUCGUAAUGCUACUGGCUCGUUUCCUCACGGGAUUCGGUACACUGGGAGUGCUACGUAGUUUCAUCGCUACUGCUAGUACUCGAGCAAAUCGGAUGCGUGCUGUCUCUCUUGGUACAGCGGGCAUUACUACAGGGCUCUCUAUCGGACCCGCUAUUCAGAUUUGUUUCAUACCAUUGGGAGAUACCGGUUUCUACAUAGGACCAUUGCUUUUCAAUAUGUACACAUCAGCCGCUUAUUUCAUGUUCGCUAUCAACGUUGCUUCUGUUUUCCUGGUGCAUGCCGUGUUCGUAGAAGACUACGUCGGUAUCAUAAGUGAUGAUGAGAAGAAAGACGACCCAUUCCUUGUUAUUCCGAAAUUCGAUCGAGUUCCUGUCCUCCUGCUUUUUUACAUGUGGUGGAUGCUGUGUGGGAUUGCCAGUACAGAAGGACUCGCCGCUCCUAUAACUAUUGCCAUGUACAAUUGGACAGACGAAGAAGCGAUUCUUUACAAUGGAGUCGUUCAAGUGAUUUCUUGUUUAGUGUCGACACUUGAGGUUUCCAGGGACCGUCGUCUCGUCUUAGCAGUAGGCCUUUUGGCUUUCUGGUAUUGCCAUUUCUUUCACUAUCCACUACCAUUCUACACAGGCCCUCUUACAAGACCUCAUUUGGGUAACACAGAAGUAUAUCUCUUAUCCAUACACCCCGAGGUAACUUCCUUCAAAUCCUGUGCCAUUACUACCAGCAAUGGCAAUGAUUUCAGGGUUCCAAUGGCUCUAUAUCUUUUCAACUUCGCCGUCAUUCAAGGUUUUGCCUACCCUUUGGUAUCCGCUCCCUCAAAUACGUUGCUGUCGGAAAUUCUUGGUCCUCGAAAACAGGGCACAGUUCAAGGCCUGUUUGCCUUUACUGGAAGUAUGGCGCAAAUAUCCGUUAUCAUGAAUAGAUACAUUAUGGUGUACCAUCUGGUGAUAAUCACCUUAGCAGCAUUGAGCGUAUUCAUAUUACGCGAACGACUUCUCCCGCUUGAACUGACACCUACAGUUGGGAAAGCGACGAAAUAUAAACGUGGAACUUUCUACAGGAUGUGA
This is a messenger RNA of Haemonchus placei, 1362 nucleotides long. NCBI's taxonomy places the organism in Eukaryota, Metazoa, Nematoda, Chromadorea, Rhabditida, Trichostrongylidae. The record is from the annotation of a GenBank genome assembly.